Molecule: messenger RNA, 546 nt
Organism: Peniophora sp. CBMAI 1063
Lineage: Eukaryota; Fungi; Basidiomycota; Agaricomycetes; Russulales; Peniophoraceae
Source: the annotation of a GenBank genome assembly
AUGGAACUGUUCUCAACCCACGCCGACGUCUCCAAGACCGAUUUUGUCGACCGCAAUGGCUCCGUCGUGUACCGCAUCCAUACAGACUCGCAUGCACAUCUCGUCAAAAACAAGACGACUAUCGCGCACUUCGAGUCUAAAGACGGAGCUGAUUCUCAACCUGAGACUAUUGCUGAGAUCGCAUGGCGCACAUUCAAGGACGACCUGGUCACCUUUCGCGGACACCAAUUCGAAGCAGAGAGCUUCAUGCCAAACCAUGGGAUCACAACAGCCAAACGCGAUUUCAAAGCUACGUCAGGGCGCGCUUAUUACUGGGUAGAGGCGAGUCUCCACGCGGCCAACGGCGUAGAAGUGGCCCGUUGGCACGAAAAGUCGCACAGCUUCACUGGACGCGCUCAUCAGGCAUACCUGUACAUCGCUGAUCUGGAGAUCCUGGACGAUCUGGACGAGAUCGUACUCGUUUUGGUUUACCACUUGAUGAGAUACAGUGCUCGUGGGGCCAGUAAUGUCAAUCCUGGUACUGCGGGCGAGCAAGCUACUGGCUAG